Meleagris gallopavo (turkey) is the source of this 979-nucleotide messenger RNA. RefSeq names its product ryanodine receptor 1 (gene RYR1). Gene Ontology annotation, biological process: release of sequestered calcium ion into cytosol by sarcoplasmic reticulum; intracellular calcium ion homeostasis; striated muscle contraction. The record is from RefSeq and is marked provisional. Gene Ontology annotation, cellular component: smooth endoplasmic reticulum; sarcolemma; calcium channel complex. Lineage: Eukaryota; Metazoa; Chordata; Aves; Galliformes; Phasianidae. Gene Ontology annotation, molecular function: ryanodine-sensitive calcium-release channel activity; protein binding.
CAGGACUCCAGCCAGAUCGGGCUGCUGAAGGAGCUGCUGGACCUGCAGAAGGACAUGGUGGUGAUGCUGCUGUCCCUGCUGGAAGGCAAUGUGGUGAACGGGACGAUCGCACGGCAGAUGGUGGACAUGCUGGUGGAGUCGUCCAGCAACGUCACCAUGAUCCUGAAGUUCUUCGAUAUGUUCCUGAAGCUGCGCGACAUCGUGGCCUCCGACGCCUUCCGCGAUUACGUGACGGACCCGGCCAUGGACAGCCAGAAGCAGUACGAGCCGUCCGAGGUGCAGUUCCUGCUCUCGUGCUCGGAGGCGGACGAGAACGAGAUGAUCGACGUGGAGGCGUUCGCCGGGCGCUUCCAGGAGCCGGCUCGCGACAUCGGCUUCAACGUGGCGGUGCUGCUGACCAACCUGGCCGAGCACGUCCCCCACGACCAGAGGCUGCGCACCUUUUUGGAGCAGGCCGCCAGCAUCCUGGAGUAUUUCCGGCCGUUUCUGGGCCGCAUCGAGAUCAUGGGAGCGGCGCGGCGCAUCGAGCGCCUCUACUUCGAGAUCAGCGCGGCCAACAAGGCGCAGUGGGAGAUGCCCCAGGUGAAGGAGUCCAAGAGGCAGUUCAUCUUCGACGUGGUCAACGAGGGGGAGGCGGAGAAGAUGGAGCUCUUCGUCAGCUUCUGCGAGGACACCAUCUUCGAGAUGCAGAUCGCGUCGCGGCUCUCCGAGGAGGAGGGGGCGGUGUCGGAGCGGCCGCCGGGAAUGGAGGAGGCGGAGUUGGAGGGGUCGGGAAUGGCGGCGGUGUUGGACGGGAUCGGAGACUUCGGGGACGGCGGGGACGGGGACGGCGGGGACGGGGAGGAGGAGCCGAGCGUGGUGUAUUACUGCCUGGAGGAGAGCACGGGCUACAUGCAGCCCGCCCUGCGCGCCCUGGCCGUGGCUCACACCAUCGUGGCGUUCCUCUGCAUCAUCGGCUACAACUGCCUCAAGGUCCCCC